Messenger RNA from Etheostoma cragini (Arkansas darter), 1531 nucleotides. It is a transcript of the gene mrpl4, whose product is annotated as mitochondrial ribosomal protein L4. Gene Ontology annotation, molecular function: structural constituent of ribosome. Gene Ontology annotation, cellular component: ribosome. Bases 170 to 1078 code for a protein of 302 amino acids. Gene Ontology annotation, biological process: translation. Lineage: Eukaryota; Metazoa; Chordata; Actinopteri; Perciformes; Percidae. The transcript is spliced from 9 exons. The record is from RefSeq and is a predicted model, not a curated record.
CCGCUAGGUGUCACACAACUGGGCCCGGCGCUUUACGUCAUCAACACGCGCCACCAGGAAAAGCCACCACGACCUUUCAUGAGUCAGUUCUGCUCAUAAUGUGUGUUUUAAAUGAUUUGAGAGAGUAUUAAGUGCGUGGCGCGUGACUGUGGAAGACGACAGAAGCGAAAUGUUGCGGUGUACGCUACUGGUUUGCGGCAGAGGACUCGCUAAAAGGUUCGCCUCCUCCAUCCCCGGGGAGGGCGCUCUGCCCCCUAACUUACUGCUGCCGACCAACCUGGUGGAUCCCGCCAGACUGAGGCGCCCACCGCCUCCCGCAGACUGCUCCCUGCCCCUCCUGAGGACGUGCGACGCGCUCGUUCCAGCUCACCUGAGCCCCGUCCGGACGUGGGUGGAGACCCUGGAGAGGCUGGACGGCGAGCCGCUGGGCGUGGCUCAGCUCCACCCGGACGUCUUCGCGGUGCAUCCCAGGCUCGACAUCCUCCACGAGGUGGAAACAUGGCAGAGGAACUAUAAAAGAAUUAGUCACGCCAGCACAAAGAUCCGGUCGGAGGUCAGAGGCGGCGGCAGGAAGCCAUGGAAACAGAAAGGCAGCGGAAGAGCUCGUCACGGAAGCAUCCGAUCGCCGCUGUGGAAAGGAGGCGGAGUGGCCAACGGACCCCGGGGCCCGACCAGUUACUACUACAUGUUGCCCAUGAAGGUUCGAGUGCAAGGACUCAAAGUGGCCCUGAGCUCCAAGAUGGCCCAGCAAUACCUCCACGUCGUGGACUCCCUGAACAUCCCCUCCCCCGACCCCCGGUACCUGCUGGACCUCCUCAGACUCAAACACUGGGGGGAGUCGCUGCUGAUCGUCGACGUAGGUGAAGAGUUUCCUGAAAACAUCCUGCAGGCGACGGCGAGUCUGAAGACGGUGAACGUUAUUCCAGCCAUCGGUCUCAACGUCCACAGCAUGCUGAAACAUGAAGCCGUCGUCCUCACUCUGGAAACGGUCCGGUUUCUGGAGGACAAGCUGCUCUGGCACGACCAGCGCUACACCCCCCUGUACCCGUACAAACUGCCCUACUCAGACCUCCCGUAGAAGACUCCAAAUCACCCGUAAUAUAAUUCACUGACUGCAAUGUUUUCUUUAUACGUUUAUUGUGUUUCACAAAAAAAAAAUCUUAAAUAAACAAUGGGAAAAAGCCAUGCAAACCUGUAUUAAAAUGAUCUAAAAAGGCACGUAAAAGGCUUAAAACUGCUGACUGAACGUGUGUGGAGGGAGACCGUUAGCCAAGUGGUUCCUGACCUCCCAGCGGAGCGCCGAGCGCUUCUUCUCCGUUGGCACGAUGUAGGUGUUUGGCACGUAAACCCUCCGAGGUUUAGGCUGCAACACAACAACAACAAAUCAAGACUUGAUCUACUUAAUGCCAAUAGGUCCCUUUGCUGCCUCAGAGGACUGUCGUGUAAAGUUGUCUGUAAACACACGGCUCAGCUGUUCUUGUUUACAUAUCUUUAAAUACCAUGAAUUUAAAAGGACUACAUGUAUAAACUG